Cinclus cinclus is the source of this 1630-nucleotide messenger RNA. Its product is annotated as ras-related GTP-binding protein A. Gene Ontology annotation, biological process: cellular response to amino acid stimulus; regulation of autophagy; positive regulation of TOR signaling. Bases 319 to 1260 code for a protein of 313 amino acids. Lineage: Eukaryota; Metazoa; Chordata; Aves; Passeriformes; Cinclidae. Gene Ontology annotation, cellular component: Gtr1-Gtr2 GTPase complex; nucleus; lysosome. The record is from RefSeq and is a predicted model, not a curated record. The transcript has 10 exons. Gene Ontology annotation, molecular function: GTP binding; GTPase activity.
GCGGCGGUGGCCGAGCGCUGGGUCCCGUGAGCGCGGGGGGCGGGACGGGGGCACCGCCACAGGCCCGGGACAGCCCCGGGACAGCCCCGGGACAGGCCGGCCCCCCGAACCGGGCACCGCCACCGCCCCGGGCAGCGCCCCCCGACCGCCCCGAGCCGCCCCGGCCUGCCGGGGUCCGCACCGGCAGCGUCCCCCGAGCCGCCCCGAGCCACCGGGCUCGCACCGGCAUCGCCCCCCGAGCCGCCGGAGCUACCGGGGUCCCACCGGCAUCGCACCCCGAGCCGGCCCCGAGCCGCCCAUCGCCGCCGAAGGUGUGUGAUGCCAAGCACAGCCAUGAAGAAAAAGGUGCUGCUGAUGGGUAAAAGUGGGUCUGGGAAGACCAGCAUGAGAUCCAUUAUCUUUGCCAACUACAUCGCCCGGGACACGCGGCGCCUGGGGGCCACCAUUGAUGUGGAGCAUUCCCACGUUAGAUUCCUGGGAAACCUGGUGUUGAACCUGUGGGACUGUGGAGGGCAGGACACCUUCAUGGAGAACUACUUCACCAGCCAGAGGGACAACAUCUUCCGCAACGUGGAGGUGCUGAUCUACGUGUUUGAUGUGGAGAGCAGGGAGCUGGAGAAGGACAUGCACUACUACCAGUCCUGCCUGGAGGCCAUUCUCCAGAACUCCCCCGAUGCCAAGAUCUUCUGCCUGGUGCACAAGAUGGACUUGGUGCAGGAGGACCAGCGGGAUCUGAUUUUUAAGGAGCGUGAGGAAGACUUGAAGCGCCUUUCCCGGCCCUUGGAAUGUGUUUGUUUUAGAACUUCCAUCUGGGAUGAGACACUUUACAAGGCCUGGUCCAGCAUUGUCUAUCAGCUGAUCCCCAACGUGCAGCAGCUGGAGAUGAACCUGAGGAACUUUGCUCAGAUCAUCGAGGCAGAUGAGGUGCUGCUGUUUGAGAGAGCCACGUUCCUGGUGAUUUCCCACUAUCAGUGCAAGGAGCAGCGGGACGUGCACAGGUUUGAGAAGAUCAGCAACAUCAUCAAACAGUUCAAGCUGAGCUGCAGUAAGCUGGCAGCUUCUUUCCAGAGCAUGGAGGUCAGGAACUCCAACUUUGCUGCUUUCAUUGACAUCUUCACAUCCAACACCUACGUGAUGGUGGUCAUGUCAGACCCCUCCAUACCUUCCGCAGCCACGCUGAUCAACAUCCGGAACGCCAGGAAACACUUUGAGAAGCUGGAGAGGGUGGAUGGACCAAAGCACAGCCUGCUCAUGCGCUGAUCCCAGGCACUGGGGCUUUGGGGGGAGAAAAAACACAUCGGGACUACUUCUUUUUAGGAGAAUCUAACACUGUCCAUGUCUUUGUUGGGCUUUGAAAUGAGUGUGCUGCUUGUUUUUUCUCCUUGUCACGUUGGACACUAGAGCUGGAGGUUGGCUGAAUGUGCUGAGGACCUUCCUGGAGUUCCCUGGCACGGGAAGGUGGGGAAGGAGGCAGGACACGGGUGAUGUGCCCCCAGGGGGUGUGGCAGAGCCCUCGUGGAUGCGUGGCUGCCAGGUGAUGGGAUAUUUACAGCUUCCUUGGAUGGUUGCUAGAAUAAGUUUAUAAAUUUCUCCUCGUCUUCGGUCAUGGAAAUAAAUUUUUGCUACCAGG